Molecule: messenger RNA, 2245 nt
Organism: Colletotrichum destructivum
Lineage: Eukaryota; Fungi; Ascomycota; Sordariomycetes; Glomerellales; Glomerellaceae
Product: Putative amino acid permease/ SLC12A domain-containing protein
Exons: 4
Coding region: 449-2134 (561 amino acids)
Biological process (GO): amino acid transmembrane transport
Cellular component (GO): membrane
Molecular function (GO): amino acid transmembrane transporter activity
Source: RefSeq, a predicted model, not a curated record
GUCUCGAUGGGCCCCCGGUUCUUCUGCCUGUGGUCUAUCACAGCCCGAGUAAGUCGUAUCGUACCAGUGGUAUUAGUCGUUUGUUUCUCCAAGGAACCGGGAGACGUCAGAUGAAGGUUACUGCUCUGACUGGGCAGGGGGAAGAGGGAUGAGUAUGGGCUGCAUGCAUAGUAGCGUCGGAGCCAGGGGUAAGACUGGAAUCCCAAAAGCAUCUAUAUAGAAUAGAUGCCGCCCGUCGUUCAUCCAGCCUGGUUCACUUUGUCCUCAAGUCGUAUCCUAUUCGGUCUGAUCGGCGUCUUUUGAGUGAUAUUUGCCGGGCUCGCUCAGUCAACCCCCUAUAGCUGGACGUCGUUCGUUUAUAGAACAGUCGGAUCGACAACGACAAACGAUAACGACAACAACACCCAUAAACCGUACCCAUAAAUAACCCAGCACUACACCGGCCAUCAUGGCUACUGGGAUGGAAGAAAAGACUGUCGGCCUCAGCCGUGCCGACAGCACCAACAGCAACAAGCUCGGCCAAGUCGUCUCGGGCACCGCGGCGGCAGUCGCCCAGGAGUAUGGCGAGACCCAGCGCGGUCUCAGCCCCCGUCACGUCCAGCUCAUGGCCAUUGGAGGUUCCAUCGGCACCGGUCUCUGGGUCGGCAUCGGCGGCGUCCUCUCCAAGGCCGGCCCUCUCUCCCUCGUCCUCGGCUACACCUUCUGGGGUCUCCUCUUCAUCUGGCCGCUCAACCUGUCCGUCGCCGAGAUGUGCGCCUACCUGCCCAUCCGCGGCACCAUCUUCGAACUCGCUUCCCGCUUUGUUGACCCUGCUCUCGGUUUCGCCUUGGGAUGGACGUAUUUCUUCGCCGGUCUGAUGCUGGUGUGUACAGAGUACAGUGCCGUUGCCACCGUCAUCCAGUACUGGAACGCCGACAUCAACCCGGCCGCCUGGAUCGCAGUCGCCAUGGUCUCGUGCGUCGCCGUCAACCUCAUCGCCGUCAAGUACUACGGAGAGUCCGAGUUCAUCAUGGCCUCGACAAAGGUCAUCCUGCUCAUCGGCCUCUGCCUCGUCACCCUCGUCACCAUGUCCGGCGGCAACCCGCUCAACGACGCCUACGGCUUCCGCAACUGGGGCAACGGCAACCACAUCCACGCCUACUUCACCGACGGCUCGACCGGCCGCUUCCUCGGCUUCUGGAAGGUCGUCAUCUACGCCGCCUUCACCAUCGCCGGCCCGGACAUGAUCGCCCUCGCCGCCGGCGAGAUCCAGAACCCGCGCCGCACCAUCCCCCGCGUCGCCAAGCUCAUCUUCUACCGCCUCGUCGGCUUCUACGUCGUCGGCGUCCUGUGCGUCGGCAUCAUCUGCAGCUCCCGCGACCCGGGUCUCCUCGGCGCCAUCGAAAACGGCGAACCCGGCGCAGGCGCCUCCCCUUGGGUUGUGGGCAUCAAGAACCUGCACAUCAAGGCCCUUCCCGACAUCAUCAACGCCUUUAUCCUGCUGUCUGGAUGGUCUUGCGGUAACGCCUACCUCUACUCCACCUCCCGCACUCUCUACGGCCUCGCCCGCGACGGCCAGGCGCCCCGGUUCUUCCUCAAGUGCACGGCUGCCGGUGUCCCCAUCUACUGUGUCCUCGUCGUCACCGCCAUCUCGUGCAUCACCUUCCUCGUCUCCUCCAACGCCGCCGUCGACGUCUUCUUCUGGUUCGUCGACCUGACCACCACGGCCCUCAUCAUGACCUACGUCUUCAUGCUCAUCACCUACAUGGGCUUCUACCGCGCCCGCGUCGCCCAGAAUUUCCCCCCGGAGACCCUCCCCUACCUCGCCCCCUGGACCCCCUACUUCCCCGGCCUGGCGCUGCUCCUCGGCAUCCUGGCCCUCAUCUUCGUCGGCUUCGACAACUUCUACCCCUUCAGCGUGCGCGGCUUCAUCACCUCUUACUUUGGCCUCAUCUUCGGCAUCUUCAUGUUCGUCGUCUGGAAGGUCUUGAAGCGGACCAGGUUCGUCCAGCCCAAGGAGGCCGACCUCAUCAGCGGAAAGGCCGAGGUCGAUGCCGAGUGCCGCCACUGGGAGGAGGGCGGCAUCGAGGAGGUCGAGAGGCAGAGGCUCGCCCAGAUGUCCUUCCUCCGCAGGACGUGGGAGAAGAUCUGGUAGAAGAGUGGCGGCUUAAUGAUUGCAAGAUACCUACCUGUAACUGUAUUACCGUUUCUAUGACAAAAGAGAAUAUUUUUGUCAAACAAGUCUUGGGAUUUCUGCCAACGUAAC